AUGCCGCCGACAGAGGAGCAGUGUGUUCCCAGAGCCCAGCAGGACCAGGAAGAAACCAUCCCCACAGCAGCAACAGGAGCCCAACGAGAAGAUCCAUCCAGCAAGUGUCCCCAAGGAGAACCAAGUUCAUGUGGCAUAAACCAAGUGCUCCAAAGGAGGGGGCCCGACAGUCUGGUGGUCCUUGGGGUUCGGGCAUGGGGAGGGAGGGGGGUGGGUUGUAGGAGGGGCGGGGUGGGGGGGGUGGGGUGGGUCGGUAGGUGGGGGGUUUGUUGUGUGGGUGGGGUGAGGGCGUUGAGGGGGGGGUGGGUCUCUUAUUCCGGUAGGGGAUUGGGUGGGGUGUUGGGUGUGUUGGGGUGGGUGUGUGGGGGUGUUGAGGCUGGGGGGGGUUGGUGGGGGUUGGGGUGGGGUUGGGUGUGGUGGUGUGGGUGGGGGUUGGGGUCCCUGGGGUGUGGGUGGAGUGGGGGGAGGGGGGUGGGGGGGGGGGUGCGUGGGGGGGGGGGUGGGGGGGGGGUGGGGGGUGGGGUGGGAGGGGUGGGGCAGGGGGGGGGGGUGGGUGUGGGGGGGGUGGGGCGGAGGGUGGGGGUGGUGGGUGUGGGGGCGGGGGGCAGUCCACAGAACACAGCAGCGUUCACGGAAGAAAGAACCCGAUAA
Molecule: messenger RNA, 651 nt
Organism: Knipowitschia caucasica
Lineage: Eukaryota; Metazoa; Chordata; Actinopteri; Gobiiformes; Gobiidae
Source: the annotation of a GenBank genome assembly